This is a messenger RNA of Poecilia latipinna (sailfin molly), 1362 nucleotides long. RefSeq names its product syntaxin 12 (gene stx12). Gene Ontology annotation, biological process: vesicle fusion; intracellular protein transport; autophagosome assembly. The record is from RefSeq and is a predicted model, not a curated record. Gene Ontology annotation, molecular function: SNARE binding; SNAP receptor activity. Gene Ontology annotation, cellular component: SNARE complex; synaptic vesicle; synaptic vesicle membrane. Lineage: Eukaryota; Metazoa; Chordata; Actinopteri; Cyprinodontiformes; Poeciliidae. The transcript is spliced from 7 exons. Bases 143 to 649 code for a protein of 168 amino acids.
CUCUUUUUACAGGCAGCAAAUACAGCACUAUACCAACCAGCUUGCUAAAGAAACCAACAGGCAUCUUAAAGAGUUGGGCUCAGUCCCUUUGGCAUCAUCACCCUCAGAACAAAGGCAACAAAGGAUCCAAAGGGACCGGCUUAUGAAUGACUUUUCCGCAGCGCUCAACAACUUCCAAGCUGUCCAGCGACGUGCAGCAGAAAAAGAGAGGGAAUCAAUAGCAAGAGCAAGGGCUGGUUCCUGUCUAUCAAAUGAAGACCGUUUUCGGGAUGAAAAGCUUGUCUCCUUUGAUAACCAAGAGGACCUUGGUCCAAUAACCACCCAGACAGAAGAAAUGGCCAUUACAGAGGAAGAUCUGGAGCUCAUCAAGGAGAGAGAAACCAAUAUCAGACAGCUUGAGUCUGAUAUUAUGGACGUAAACCAGAUCUUUAAGGACUUGGCAGUUAUGAUUCAUGACCAGGGAGAGAUGAUUGACAGUAUUGAAGCUAAUGUGGAAAAUGCUGAAGUUCACGUAGAAAGAGGAGCAGAACAGCUCCAGAGAGCCGCGUACUACCAGCAAAAAUCCAGGAAGAAGAUGUGUAUUCUUGCCAUAGUGUGUUCCAUUAUGCUCAUCAUUCUUAUUGUUAUUAUUUAUGUAGCUUCCAAGUAAGCUGAUUUCAUUCAAGCAGUGUUUCAGUACUCUAUUUGGCACUGCAAAACCCCUUCCAUCCUGACUUCACUGACAACCAUUCACUUGGCAUUAUCAGAGCAAGAAAAUAUGUUCACUGUAAAAAUAUCUUCAAAGCUCAUCAAUAUGGAGGGCUCACCAAUUUAAAAAUGUAGUCAUCUUGAUCAUUAAAUCUGUUGAUUUGUAAAGUAGACGAUGAACCUACUUUAACGUUGUUGGGGAGGCUGUGGGGGACUAGAGUAAUGUUUGAGAGCAAUCCGCUAUAUUAAAUUCCUUCAUUUCCCUUACUUAUCUUACUUUAUUGCGCUAACACUAGCUGCUGUGUAUUUCAGAUGUACAAACAUUGUAAGGAAUAACUGAAUUGUCAAUAUUUUUUUUUAUUUUAUUUUAUGUGUUCUGUUCUGUUCUGUUUAUUUGUUGUUCCUUUUUGUAAGUUGAUGUUGUGGCAUCUUCUGACGUAGAUGAGAGCAGCCGGUCCCAUCUUGCUUUGACUCAUUAGCCUCAGAGGGACACAGUAGUAUUGGUUGUGAGGUGGUGUAUGCUGAAAAUGCUAAACACAAUUUUAGCAUGAAUAUUCCGUUCAGAAUAUGAAGGUCGAUGUAAACUCUGAAAUGGAAGAUUACUCUUUAUAUGACAUAUUUUAAGAUGAUUUCUAUACUCCUAACAGAAAGCAUAAUAAAUAUCUUAAGCACGAG